UAAAGCUUGGUUGCUGAGUAGAAUGGUAGUAUACAGAGAUGGACUAUUACAAACAGCUGUCUUUCACAUUGCUUACGUUCUCGGUGUUCUUAUUUGUAUCAGGUACUGGUGAUGAACUUCGAUAUGUUGGGUGUUUCGAUGUCGCCCACUCUGUACUCUCAAAACUUCACAAGUAUUUCUAUGGUUUGGAUUUGGAUAAGUGUGUCAACUAUUGUGCAGCUCUAAACACCCGAAAAGCUGGGAUUCAUAAAAGUGGAAACUUUUGCUACUGUGGAGAUGGCAUAGCUGAGAAUUCGGAGAGAAAGGACGACACCUUGUGUAACAUUUCCUGUGGUCAGGACAAACCGAGAGCAAACAGAACCUGUGGUGGGGAAAAUGUCAUGUCUCUGUACGAUAAUUUCCCGACAUUAAAACCAACAAUGGUUGAUUACAAUAUCAGUUUUCUGCUGGGGACAGCACCUGAAGGCGUCAGACUCUACAGGUCACCUGACUUGCACAAAUAUGAUACCUUGAUGAGUGCCGAUACCUUAAACGAUUUCUCAUCAGACGAGGUUGACUAUCACUAUGCCAAAAAUCUUGGUUUUGCACUGGCCGAUGGGAAAAUCUACAAGUCAACAUUGACUCCGAACAGUAAUGCCAACUCAACUGGCCCUACUGUGAUUAAAGAUGAUUUUCCGAUAGCUAGUUUUGCUGUUGAUUGGUUUCAUGAUACUAUCUAUUGGGCAAGUCGAGAUCACAGUAACUACUCUGUAAAAUAUGUAGACCUUGACGGAGGCAAUGCAACGACCUUGCUGAAGAUACAAACGAAUGGUACAGUUCAAUGCAUGGAAGUAGAUCCAUACGAAAGGAAGCUUUUUUGGAUUAGAGAUAGAGUAAUUGAAACUGCUGACUUGUCAGGAAAGAAUUUCCAGUCAAGCAUCAGUGACGAUUCUGAGUUUGUACUAACAAUGACUCUGGACUUGGAGCGUCAACAAAUCUACUACGUAUCAUACUACAGCCGGAUGCUAUCAUCAUUGAUCAUCACAGACUACAAUGGACUAAAGCUUCAACAGCCAAUCAACAUUGCUGACUCCACGCCUUCCUUCAGCAUUGGUAUUUUCGGGGGCCAACUAUUUCUGUGCAGUAAUGGAGCAACAGAGUAUACGCUUUUCAAGAUGAAUCCAGGAAAUUUUACUGAAAAGAUGUUCGUGAAGGCCUUUAGAGUGGUUGUUCAACACAUGAAAUUAGUCCAUCCGGAUCUACAAAAACCCCCAAAAUCCAAUAAUUUAAAAGAAAUCAAGUGAACUAUUCGUAAAGAUACUGAAGAGGAAUUACACAUUAAUGCUAUGAGUAAUAUCCACUAAUAUUAAUCAAACUGAUUAGUUAGCAAUGAAACAUAUGUAGUACGAUUAAUAUUACUGUAUUGCAUAAAAUAAAUUAUUUAAUUACC
Homalodisca vitripennis (glassy-winged sharpshooter) is the source of this 1429-nucleotide messenger RNA. RefSeq lists its product as uncharacterized. The transcript is spliced from 8 exons. NCBI's taxonomy places the organism in Eukaryota, Metazoa, Arthropoda, Insecta, Hemiptera, Cicadellidae. Bases 39 to 1283 code for a protein of 414 amino acids. The record is from RefSeq and is a predicted model, not a curated record.